Molecule: messenger RNA, 1866 nt
Organism: Sporothrix brasiliensis 5110
Lineage: Eukaryota; Fungi; Ascomycota; Sordariomycetes; Ophiostomatales; Ophiostomataceae
Product: DNA replication regulator sld2
Exons: 2
Coding region: 1-1866 (621 amino acids)
Biological process (GO): mitotic DNA replication preinitiation complex assembly; DNA replication initiation; DNA replication
Cellular component (GO): DNA replication preinitiation complex
Molecular function (GO): DNA replication origin binding; single-stranded DNA binding
Source: RefSeq, a predicted model, not a curated record
AUGCUCGACGAGGCCGUACGAGCAACAUACGAGGCCGAGUCGCAACAGCUGCGCUUGGCUCUCAAAACAUGGGAAACGACUUGGGCACGCGAGCACGGCGGUGCAAAGCCGGCCCGCGAAGACAUCUCCCGCAAUCCCGACAUUGCCUCGGCGACAUCCAAUUCGAAGAAAGACGAGGCGCGGCGGAAACGAAAACACACAGCUCCAUCGUCAACCGCAGCUCCUGCUGACGAAACCGAUGCUGCACAACGCAUACAGACCCCCUCAAAGCGGUUGCGCGCGACCGUCACGCGAGCAACACCCUCUCGCGCCGCGCCGGCCGCCACACCGACACAGGGCGGUGCUGGCUACCUCGACACACACCUCACCAUGACGCCCUCUAUCUCGCGCAAACUCUUUAGCCCUGUCGUUCCUACCUCCAUUGGCCCAACCCCGCAGCGAGACGGCCGCGUCCUCGGUUUGUUUGAUGUGCUCAACGAGGAGGAAGAGAAGCGCCAGAAACGACAUGCCGUCGAGGCCACACCCUCAAAACGGACAACAACAGUAAUGCAGGCGACUACAGGAGCACCGGGAGCUGGACAACUGGCGGUACCAGCCACUACCGCCUUGCUCGGCGCGACACCUCGCAAACAAACGCUCAAUAUCGACCAUGGCAAGAGCGACGACGAAGACGAAGACGGCACCGUGAAUGCCCGCCGGCUUAGCCGCACGCCAAUGUCUUCUGGUCGGAGAAAUCUACUCAAUCACUUCACCGCUGGCGGCGGAGUCCCCGCAGCCUUGGCGACUAGCAUGGGGACAGGGGCGCGCGACGGGAGUGAUGUGCUGGGCACAACACCACUCAAACCACGCAACAACGACAACCAGAACUACAUGACACAACAGCAGCUUCUGGCGACGCCCUCCAAGGGCAGUGGUGACAACAGCGCGCAACAGUCCUUUGCAACGCCCGCGUUCCUUCGCCGCACAUCCUCGGCUCUGCCGCCCGUCGACGAGAACGGCGAGUUCAUGUCGCCGCCAAACAAGCUGCGCUUGCCGCGGAAACCGCUCGUGCGUGGCCUCAGCAGCGUCCUGGCAAGCCUGCGCAAGGCCGAGGACGAACAGCUCGACGAGCAGCUCGACGUGCUGCGGGAUCUAGAGAGUAGCAUGGAUAUGAACGCACCGCCACCAACGUCGAAGCCGAAGCCGACGACGGCAGUUCCGCCUCCUCAAGCAAAGACGUCCACCGGCCCUGCGAAUGUCGGAAACGGCGUCCAGGUCGAGGACAGCCAGCUACAGCAACUACACGAACAACAACUACAGGAGCUUGAGCAGUACGAACAAACGCUGAGGCCCGACGGCGACCACAACAUACAACCCCCGCGCCUCCUUGGCGGCUUCGACGACGAGGGACUCUACGACAGCGCACCGGAAGACCAAGUCGGUCGCGACGGCCAGCCCCUGCGCGUCUACAAGAAAAAGGGUCAAAAGCGGACCACACGUCGCGUCAAUAUUCGCCCCACGCGCACGAAACGUCCUGCGCCUGGCACAUUGGCCGACGAUGCGAGCGAUACCGAGGAUGACGUCAAUAACAACAGCAACAACGACAACGGGGUAGAAGGCAAGAGAGACGGAAAGGGAGAAGGCGACAGUCUGGCGCCGCUCUCUGGUUCCGAGUUUGGCUCUGACGCUGAGGACGGCCCAGACAAGGUGAAGACGACCAAGAAGGCGGCCGACAAGAAGACGGGCGGCAAGCCGGAUGGGCCCGUGAAGAAGGCGGUGCGCAAGGUGAACGAGCUGGCUCAUGCCAACUUCAAGCGCCUCAAGCUGCGCAACAACGGUUCCAAGGGAGGGUCUGGGUUCAAUAGCCGUUUCCGUCGGAGGCGGUAA